AUGGUGCGCCCAGAACGCAGCAGCCGACAUGUGGAGCGGGUUGCGUGGCGCCAUGAUAAAGAAGCGCUCUCAACUAGACGAAGCUUUGACAUCGUUUGGUGGGAGGCUCGAAUAGCGAUCGUGCCGAGCUGGAUGGGGCCGCGUGUUGGUGUGCUAGGCUGUUCUUCUAUGCAUUUCUUGAGAUCAUUGGAUGGGAAUGCGUGUGGCCUUUAAUUAAUAUGCUAGACCCUCUAGGCCUUUCAGCAUCAGCUCGGCAGUAGAAGUGAUAACUUAACGAAAAAAUAAUUAUGCUAUGACUCUGAUACUAAUUCGAAGUAUUCGUCUACAUUAUCGACGACCUCUAAAGACAAAUGAAGUCUGACUCUGGUGGCGCUGACCUUGUUCCCACAAGGAAUAUUGUUUGUAGUCUGUUUUUCAUUUUGGCAGGAAUAAACAAGGCAGACGACAAAUGACGCCAGUAUGUAGCGCGAUAAGUCGGCUCUACAUGAUACACAUCGC
Amoebophrya sp. A25 is the source of this 498-nucleotide messenger RNA. The record is from the annotation of a GenBank genome assembly. Lineage: Eukaryota; Dinophyceae; Syndiniales; Amoebophryaceae.